Molecule: messenger RNA, 2373 nt
Organism: Cyphellophora europaea CBS 101466
Lineage: Eukaryota; Fungi; Ascomycota; Eurotiomycetes; Chaetothyriales; Cyphellophoraceae
Exons: 1
Coding region: 1-2373 (790 amino acids)
Biological process (GO): vesicle-mediated transport
Cellular component (GO): cytosol; endocytic vesicle
Molecular function (GO): small GTPase binding; guanyl-nucleotide exchange factor activity
Source: RefSeq, a predicted model, not a curated record
AUGUCGAGAACCGCUUCGAGUGGUUCUGUCAAGAACAGACCCUCACCUCUUUCCUCCAAAUCCUUUGCGAGAUAUGAACCGCCCUCCCCCGGAAGGACUCGUGCGAGCACGGUGGCUUCUCCAGUUUCGCUCAAGUCACCGAAGAAGGACCAAGGUAGAGAAGAUGUAUUUGAGAAGCAGGAAGAAACAGAGGACGAGGCUUUGAGCCCAGCCAUCGGCAAGACCAAUAGUCUCCCGGAUAAGUUCGAUGAACUGCCUAUCGAGCUCGCCAGCUUGACCGAUCGCUUUGUCGAGUCCUUGAGUGCCAAAAUCUACAAUGAGCCUCCGACCGCCGACCAACUAUCUGAACUGUUCCAAGAGUUCUACAUUCGAGCCUCUGGCAGUGUCUCCACACACAUCGCGACCCUCAUGUCGAGGCUGAAUCGGGAUCUAGCCACGGGAAAGAAGCCUCAACCACUAGCAUCUAAAAAAAGCGCCGACUCACUAGCCCCUCCAAAAGGGGGCGCACAGCAGAUGUUGACUGCAUCUGAAGUGACCGAGAAGAGGAAAGCUAGGCGGUUACUGGAGUACAAGCGCAUUCUGCUCGAAGAGGCCGUGGAACGGCGUGCGUGUGAGAAAGUGUAUGAGAAGAUAUGGCGGCACAAAAGCUCUUUAGACGAGGUACGGGAUGAGAAGCUCCGAUCAAAAACAGCUGCGCUGGCAUUGGUCGGUAUUGGCCUCAGAGAUCUAGGCGUUGAAAUGGACGACAAGAGCACCUGCUCUAUCGAAGACUUGCAAGAGUCCCUAGCCCCGGCCAGAGAAGGUCUGGCCAGAAUGAACGAAGAACAAUAUCCCCUGGGGAAGUUGCAGCACCUCACAACUGCCCAUAAAGCGAUAGUUGAUGCCCUGUCCACCAUAAUGCCAUCCUCGUCCUCCGCCGACGAGAUCCUCCCAACCCUCAUCUACACCCUCAUCUCUUCGCCACUAGAAGGCAUCAACAUCAUCAGCAACCUCAACUUCAUCCAGCGCUUCCGGACCGCAAGCAAGAUCGACGGAGAAGCAGCCUACUGCAUGACCAAUUUGGAGGCCGCCAUCAGCUUUCUCGAGAAUGUCGAUCUGGCGAGCCUUCGGGCCGAUGAGCAACCCGAGGGCCCCAAGAAGACCAGCAGCAGUCAGGCCGGAACACCACAAGAUGAGCUGCCAGAACCCUUUCCCAAGAUGGCAUUGACCAUGCCAUCGCCGACCGACCCUCUGACUUCCACAACCACCUCUUCAGCUACUGGUACUCCUGCUGAUCCAGCUACUUCAAAGCCCUCUGUUACACUCGCCAAAGCACUCCCACCGCCACGACAUCAAAGAACCCUGUCUGACCUGUUGCAACCGAUCUCUAAUGCUCCGACUGCGGUGCGCUCUACUGCUGAAGAGUCCAUCAAAACCAUUUCAUCCACUCUCGACAAUAGCUUCAAAGUUCUGUUUGGCAAGCUACGUGAGCGCUCUGUCGAUUCUCCUACGGCCGAAGUGAUCGUACCAAAGACUUUGGACGAAGCCCGGGAACUCGUUUCCAGGCCUUUGACUCCGACCGAGGACGACACAGCGAUCAGUGAAACCAGCUCCAUUGCAGGCGAUAGUAUCUCCGGCGCCUCGAAUGCAAAGCUCAGUUCCACAGAAGAAAAGGUGCUGGGGCUUUUUGGCGGUCGCCGCCGUGGUGCUUCCAUCAUCCGAGACCGCUCUGCCGAUAGCCAGCGUAGCAAUGCCAGCAGCAACACACCCUCCCUCUCGAAUAGCGCAAACAGGAAGGUCGCUUUUGCAGCUACCGGCUCCUCCACCGAACUACCCACUACCGGAGGCGCCGCCACGCCGCAGGACAAGAGCAAGAGCUCGGCCAACCAGACCCCCGUUGCCGCAACCAACAACAAUACCAAUCCGCUCGACUCCGUCAAGAAUUUCGGAUCCAGCAUCAACCCUUUAAAUAAUAUCUCCUCAGCCUUCGGCGGCGCAUUCCGGAGCUUCGGCCGCCAGAACACUCCGCCUCCUGGCAGCCUGCCCUCGCCGCGUAGCACCCAGCUAGCGCGCACCACCAGCAGCGAGAAAUCCCUGCCGCCACCCGAUCCGUCCGCCGAAGAAGCCAGUCUCCGCGCCCCCACGCUGGACGAGACGGCACAGAUCCGCGCGGAGCCGCCCCGGCAGAAAUUCAUGGCGCUCGAGGACGCGGCGGAACUGCGCGUUGGGGAGAUUCAGGAAUUGCUGCGCGACUAUCAGCGUUUGGGCCGCGUGCUGGAGAACUUGAGGAUUAUUGGCGAAGAAGAGCAGGAGGCGGCGGUGGCGGCGGCGGCGGCGAGUGGUGACGGCGGUGGCAGUACUGGGACCGGCAGCGGCACCGAGGCUAAUAGCUGA